Molecule: messenger RNA, 4891 nt
Organism: Patiria miniata (bat star)
Lineage: Eukaryota; Metazoa; Echinodermata; Asteroidea; Valvatida; Asterinidae
Product: G-protein coupled receptor GRL101-like
Exons: 11
Coding region: 48-1919 (623 amino acids)
Biological process (GO): G protein-coupled receptor signaling pathway
Cellular component (GO): membrane
Molecular function (GO): protein binding; protein-hormone receptor activity; G protein-coupled receptor activity
Source: RefSeq, a predicted model, not a curated record
GACACAAGGAAUGUGUAAACGAGAUUUCAGCUUCCUCCAUCAGAAAUAUGAGUCAUAACGAUAUCAUGGACCUGGUGCCGGGAGUGUUCCGAAGUAUUGCCAAUGUGUCCUACAUGAGUCUGUCUUACAACAGCAUGAAGACGCUGAAGAAAGGCACAUUUCUGGGACUGUCCCGGGUAUCGUCGUUGGACAUCAAUAAUGUACCGAUUCGAUACAUGGAGCACGGCGCAUUAGAGGGAUUGACAGCGCUACGAUCAUUCGAACUGUCGUACAAUGCACUAGAGUUCGUUUACCCUGACACGUUCCAAGACCUUUCAUCUCUUCAGCACUUAUCCAUAACAGGUAAUUCUCUGUCAACGUUACAGAAAGGAACCUUCCAUGGACUUCACAACGUCACAGAUCUGAUUCUUGUCAGUGAUAACAUCUCAAAGGUGGAGCCAGGGGCUUUCCAAGGACUGGACAAUUUGAUAUAUAUGGAUCUUGGCAACAACACCUUUACGGAUCUGCAGGCCGAUACUUUUGCUGGGUUGUCAAAGCUUCAAGUACUGUGGAUGAGUCACGUGCCAUUGAGAUACAUUGAGCCUGGGACAUUCAAGGGACUCUCCAAUGUGGUUUCUCUAAACAUUCUACAUGCCGAUUUGGAAGCACCAACCAUGGGGAUACUCGAUGGUCUUGACAACUUGGCCUCAUUGUCCACCCGUGAUUACCGCCUUUGUUGUCUCCUUGAUCCUGCGCGAAAUGUCUCCUGCAUUGGUCCUACAGAAUCCUUCUCAACUUGUCAACGCCUUAUGCCCAAUACCAUCCUCCGCGUGGCCAUUUGGCUGCUAGGUAUAAGCGCUAUCUUGGGUAACCUCUACGUGAUCGCGCAACGAGCAGUCAAGAAGGGUUGGCGCGAACUGACGGUUCAGUCUAUCCUUAUCACGCACCUGGCUAUCUCAGACGCCUUAAUGGGCGCCUAUAUGAUUGCUUUAGGCGCUGCAGACCUACACUUCGGCGCCAGCUAUUUUUUGUCGGCUGAGGCGUGGCGUACGGGCACAUGGUGUAAAGUGAUCGGCUUUCUGUCUAUGUUGUCUUCAGAGGCUUCUGUGUUCCUUGUCAUGCUGAUCAGCAUAGAUAGGUUCAUCAGCAUCGCCUUUCCCUUUAGUCGUUUCCGACUGGAGGCGCGGUUUGUCCGCUUCACCAUUGCUGUGUUCUGGCUGAUUGCCUUCGCCUUGAGUCUGACCGGCUCUAUCAUGGCCGGUAAAAUGCCUUCCUUCUACGGUCUAUCGGAUGUUUGCGUCGGUCUACCACUUAUCACCACCCCAGUCAACCAGACCACUACCUGGACCUACAUUCGUGAGACAGGCACCUACGCUUACAACGCUUCCGCGACUGGCACUCAGCCAGCCUGGGCUUUCUCUGUGUUCCUGUACCUCGGCCUUAAUUUCGUCUGUUUUAUCGUAGUUCUGGUGUGCUACGUCUUGAUCUUUAUUAUCGUUCGGCGGUCAUCACGGGAUGUGGCUCGGCGGGGUAAGAUGGCUGGUAAGCCCAGUAACGGCGUCUAUGGAGGCGCCUCAUCACAACGUAGCGUGACCUUCUCUAGGGAGGUCAAGCUAGCCAGCCGCAUGGCUCUCGUUGUGGGUACGGAUUUCUUUUGCUGGAUGCCAGUCAUCAUCAUGGGAAUCCUGACACAGAGUGGGAUGAUCAGCGUACCUGAGGAACUCUACGCGUGGACUGUGGUCUUCAUACUCCCAAUCAACUCCUCGCUGAAUCCCUACUUGUACACCAUAUCUGAAUUGUGCUCCAAGCAGCGCAAGAAGUCCAAGAAGAGCACCAAGUGCAUUCGCAUGACCUGCACGCUCAAUAGGUUGUCAGACAACGACCGAACUGUGAACGCCGCAGUUGACUCGGAUACAGUGGCCGGCUACAUUGGGCGAUGAUCUUAACGUAGCCAGAUGUAUCAUCCUGGGAAUGUUCAGGGUUGCCCAAACAUGCAUGCCUCUGUGGUCUCCUAUUCAUUGUAGAUAUUUGAACCUGCUGGGCUUCGCCGGUAGGCCUGUACGUGCUUGCCGAGCAGCAAGCCGCUAUAACCUCCUGCAAUUAUUGUGUCAUUUAUUUAUUUAAUAAUUUAUUUCGUGUGAUUUUACCAGGGUAGGCCCAUCAGUUGUCAAUGAACUGUUCUCCCUUGGGGCCCUGGAUUAUAUGAAAACAUGAUAUAAUAAUGAAAACAAAUGACAAAACAUACAAUCGCUGCUGGAUUAACAAACUCCGCGUAAAUCUCGAUGUCUUGUGCUCCCUUACCACGUUCUCAAAUUAUAACCCACCAUUCCACUUCUUUAAUGCAUGGGGAAGAAAGUGGACUCUUCAUUUCCACACUGAACCGAUAUAUCCAUACGAGACUAUACAUGUUAGGUGGACUUUUUAUCUGCCAAUGCGAUACUGAACCGAUUAUGAACUGGUAGUGUAGGAUGCCUCGAGGCUGCCAUUACAGUAGUGAUGUAUUUGGCAAAGUGCUGCAUGCGACUACAGGCCAGCUGGACGAGCAAACAGCACAGCACAUCGAGCAUACUUAUAUCACCUGAACCCAAGACAUUAAGGUGAACGUAUUUUGGUAAACACACAUGCAAGAAGAGUGGAUGCAAAACAUCCAUUCUUAAAAAAAUAUAGUAUCCGCCUUUUCUGUGGAAAAUGGGUACCGUUUUUUGAAAGUGGAAUUAUUGAUUGACAUGUUUGACAAAAGUUCCAAAAAGUGCACCGACGCUAUAAAAAAGUAAAUUUCGAAAGUGAUGUAUAAUCGUCAAUAUUGAUAUUUUUAUGAAAAUGUGCGGUUGUAAACUUUAUUUACUUCAUUGUUUAAAUUGCCAGAAUCAUAAAGAGAGAUUUUGUAUUACUGCUUGAAAUUGAUGUGAUGCAGUUUAUUUUUAAAUUACUUUCAGAAAGUAUAUUGAUAUUGAUAUCAUUUAUUACAUCAUUGUACAUGUAUUUCAUAGUUUUUAUAGAGUAGUGUCGGGACUCUUUGGUUGGGAACAUUAUAUCAAUUCUUUGGUGUGGUUUCGCAACGUGUGUGUUAGACUGAAGCAAAGGCGCGUGUUCUUGGGCAGGGCAAUUCAUCUCGAUGAGCACGGUGAUAUUGUUCUGUAGCGCAUUACAGUAUCACAUUUUAAAAUUAAUGUAUAUAGAAUAAUUCUUAAUCACGAUUAUAAGAAAUUGUUGGGUGGUAUCGCACCAGAAGCAAAUCUUUAUUUUUGUAAAUAUCUUUUCUAAUCAAUGACCUGUCGUAACGAACGGAUCAUGUGGUGUCAAUAUCUUACAUGACGUAUACACGGCUAGCCGAUGGGGGCGCUAUAAUAUAGCCCUAAAAAUUAAACCAAGCAUUGUAGAUAAUGUACAUUUUGACUGGAGUAAUUUCUAAUACGAUUUAUUGAUUUAUCAUUGUAACAGAUCCGUAAAGUGUCAUUAUUCCUGUUCGAAGAAGAAAAGUGUAAAAUAGAUAUAAUAUGAAAGAAAUAUUUUAAUGUAGAUUUGAAGCACUGGUAUCUCUAAUCAAUUCCUAAUAAUGUACUGGGAAUAAUUAUUUGCCUUAUAAAUAAUUAAUAUAAUGUUAUCAUAUUUACAACCAAAGACAAUGUUUGAGUAGCUUUAGACCAUUGGAAACGUAUUUUCAACUAUUUUUCAUUCCCCGAACUGUACUUUCGAGGUUAUGUCAUUUAUGGAAGUAAAGAAUCGGACCUUGCAAGGACAUGAGCGUCUGAGUAUGGUGACUUGCUUUCAAAACAUGAAAUUAUUGCACGAGUUUUCUGUGCACUUGCUGUUGACAAAAUGAUACAGGGCCAAUGCUUGUGUGCUGAUAUAGCACAAAGUUGUACAAAAGAAAAGGGGUCAGGAAAGUAAAGAAUUCGCACAAAGUUGUCGAUGAAUGUGUGCAAAAGGAAACUUUCUUAUAAUUGAUAUUGUGAAUAAUUUUGAAAGAAAUGGAAAGAAUAUGAAGAAUGGAGGCAAACAUUUUGUUUUGGGAAGAACAAUGAAUUUGGGGAGAACUUAAAAUAAAUAAAUGCGUUCUGCAAUUUAAUUAGCAAGGUUGUUAUGAAUGAUUUUUAACUAUUUUGUAAAUUUUAGCAAUUUGAGUUUUCGUAGUCUUUCCGGAACUUUAUCUGUCUCACUACCGUUUUGGAGGGAAGGAGAGGUUGUUUCGUUAUUAAACAUUUUGAUCCAUUUACAAAAUAUCUUAUUUGAACAAUUUUUAUAUUUACUAUGGUUUCUAACAAGUUAAAUACUGUCUUAUUUAAUAUUUUACAUUUUUUUCUCCGUCCUUUUUUUAACAUUAAUUUGGUAUUUACAAUUUCAUAGUAUUAAAUCUUUUUUAUUGUGAGAUUUGUAAGUCAUUGAUACGCAAUUUCAAAACUCACGGGUCGAAAUAUUUUUCGUGCUCCUCAGCUGGUUUGAUUAUCUUUCUCCUGACGAAUUUUGAAUCGGAAUGAUUUGUUUUCACCAACAAAAACUGUACAUGAGCAUGAAAGUAUAUUAUAAUUUCAUUUUAAUUGGUUUAUUCGCAAUUGCUAAUUUUGGAAUUGCAGCUGUGAACAUUAGCCAAAAGUGUUGAUUCGCCUUUUGCUUACACAAAAUGUGGCCUAUAUUGCAAUUUUUUUGAAAAUCUAUAGAUAUUAUUAAUCUGUUGACUGCUUCUAUUUGAUGGAGACAAAUAAGGACUUUGAGAGAUCAGUUAAAGCGUGUAUGACAAUUGAAAUUUGUACUUUUGUUUAUUGUAAAGGUAAAUUCAUUGGUUGUUCAUCAGUAUCUGUCUAUGACAUCGGUUGAAUAAUUGAAUUUCCUGAAGUUAAAACCAAUUGUUUUUAUUUACUGGUUUGAAAUUGUCUAAAAUAUAAUGCUUUUAUUGGCAUAUAAUAAUAUUGGA